AUGGCUCAGCCUCCUCCUCCAGCAAAGACUGCUCAGGAAUCGGUGUCGGAUGGAGAAGCAGUACAAGAAGGAUAUGCUUAUACAGAUGGCAAGGUUGCAACUUCUGGUGAAGCUAUUCAUGUUAUGGAGAUUCCUGUCAUUGACCUUGGCCUUCUUGCGUCUUCACCAUCAGCUGCAGGGGAAUUGUUUAAACUCCGUUCGGCUCUCACUUCGUGGGGAUGUUUCCUGGCAAUAAAUCAUGGAAUGAGCGGCUCUUUUCUAAGUAAAGUGCGUGAGCUCAUGGGGCAAUUCUUUGCCCUUCGAAUGGAAGAGAAGCAGAAAUAUGCUAGCCCUGCAGAUGACAUGGAAGGGUAUGGAAAUGACAUGGUCCUAUCAGAGCAACAGGUGUUAGAUUGGAAUGAGCGGUUGCUCAUAUGCCCCAAAGAUCAGAGAAAACUGGAUGUCUGGCCUCAAAAACUCGAAAGCUUCAGAGACGCGAACUGUCCCACCUCGCCUCCUCAGCUGCAUGCUCAUUCCAUGUAUACCAUGGACAGAGUCCAAGAAUCCUCAAGUUUGUCAUCCUUCUCCCAAAAUAUCCCAAAGUUGUCUGUUGAUGCUGACGAUCCGCCUCCUAGAUACUUCGUCAAGGGAGGCAGUGUUGGUCCGGUCGAAUCAUUUCCACUAGCUCAAAUACCAAUCGUUGAUCUGAGUCGACUUCUCUCGGUGUCCUCGACGUGUUCUGGGAAAGAACAAAAAGAUGAACUAGAAAAGCUAAGGUCUGCUCUCAGUGAAUGGGGUUGCUUCCAGGCAAUAGGACAUGGCAUUCCGACCUCGUUCUUGGAAAAGGUUCGUCUGAUGGCAAAGAAGUUCUUUGCACUUCCAGCAGAGGAGAAGCAAAAGUAUGCUCGAGAUCCUGCUGAUCUCGAAGGACAUGGGACUGACCCUAUACUUUCCGAUGAGCAAGUUCUUGACUGGUCUAAACGUUUAUUCCUCAACUUACUUCCACUAGAUUCGAGGAAACUCAAGCUUUGGCCAGAGACUCCAGAAGAAUUCAGAGAAGUUCAUGAUGUAUUUUUCAAAGAAGUGAAAUCAGUAAUAGAUCUUCUCCAGAAGGCCAUGGCCAGGUCCUUAGAUUUGGAAGAGAAUUGCUUCUCGAAGAAGUAUGGAGACCGAGCAUUCAUGGCGACAAGAUUUAACCAUUACCCUCCAUGCUCGAGACCUGAUUUAGUGCUUGGUGCAAAGGCUCACUCAGAUGGUUCAGGAAUUACGGUUCUUUUGCAAGACGAAGAAGUGGAAGGCCUUCAAGUUCUCAAAGACGAUCGAUGGUUCAAAGUUCCAAUAGUUCCUGAUGCAUUUGUUGUCAACAUAGGUGAUCAGAUGCAGAUAAUGAGUAAUGGGAUCUUCAAGAGUCCUUUGCAUAGAGUGACAGCGAAUUCACAGAGUGAAAGGCUAUCGGUGGCAGUGUUUUAUUUGCCUGAUACUGAAACUGAGAUCGAGCCAGAUGAAGGGUUGAUAAGUGAGGAAAGGCCACAAAUGUACAGGAAGCUCAAGAAUUAUGCAGCCAUCAACUUUGAGUGCUUCCAGAGUGAGAAAACAGCACUUGACACAGUCAGACUAUGA
This is a messenger RNA of Eucalyptus grandis, 1599 nucleotides long. RefSeq names its product protein SRG1-like. The record is from RefSeq and is a predicted model, not a curated record. NCBI's taxonomy places the organism in Eukaryota, Viridiplantae, Streptophyta, Magnoliopsida, Myrtales, Myrtaceae. Bases 1 to 1599 code for a protein of 532 amino acids. The transcript is spliced from 6 exons.